Molecule: messenger RNA, 1230 nt
Organism: Neoarius graeffei (lesser salmon catfish)
Lineage: Eukaryota; Metazoa; Chordata; Actinopteri; Siluriformes; Ariidae
Product: DNA damage-inducible transcript 4-like protein-like
Exons: 2
Coding region: 115-720 (201 amino acids)
Biological process (GO): negative regulation of signal transduction
Cellular component (GO): cytoplasm
Source: RefSeq, a predicted model, not a curated record
CGCAGCAAAGCCGCACAUCUCAGCUUCUAGAAUGUUCGAGAGCAGAGUGAAGGGACGGUUUAUGGUCGAGGCGGCCGGAGAAAUCUCAGAGUUUAGGAAAGAAACGACGCUAAAAUGGUCUAUAGUCAGGCUUUGGUGUUUGGAUACGGCUUGUCGGCGGGUUCUGAAGAGGAUAACCUAGCAGGCGGGAUGUGGAGGAAGGUGCUGCAGCACUUCAGAGCUGCUAAAGAACCCAGUGGGCACCUGAAGAAGGCGAACAGCUCCUCGAGUCUGGAGUCUGAGUGCAGCCUGGAGGACGAUGACCUAGAAGCAAGUAUCCAGCAGCAGCAGGAUUUGGCUGUGCAGCUUGAAAAGUGUCUCGUGAUGGCAAAAGCUUCGGUUCUGCAGUGCAGCGAGCUUCUGGUGCCGUCUCGCAUGAGCACGCGUGUAGCCAGAGAUGUUCUCCGUGCUUCAGAGCCCGAGCCAUGCGGUUUGAGAGGCGCGCUCAUUCACGUCUUCGCUGAGACCCAGGCGGGUUUACAGAAGGUGGGCACGGUGACCCCGGAGCACAGCCUCACACCCACCUUCGAGCUGUCGGUGGUGUUCCGGGUCGACUUGCACCGCUGGCUGCCGUUAAAGCACCUGCUCGGCUCCGACGGAGUCCUGCGGCUCCGACCCGAGUAUCGGCUCAUCAAAAGGAAGCUGUACUCCUCUGCCAGCCCGACAGUGAUUGAGUUGUAAAUGUGGGAGUGGUGUGUAGUGGAGAGGGGAGCAGGGAACUGGAUCACUUCUUCUUGUGUCUUAGACUGUUACAAGCCAUUUUGCACUUUCGACUCACUUGCUGUGAAAUUAUUUAUUACUCUUCCUACAGGAAUUUGUUACUUUUUUUUGCAGACUACUGCAGUGUUUAGUGUGUAUGAACGAGUGAAUUAUUUCCUUUUAAAGAAUGUCUGUCUGUUUUGAGGGGUAUGAUGUGAACACUUUCAGAUGCACUGCGUGGGUAGAAAUGUAUUUCCCUGGAAAACACUAUAAUUUAAAAGAUUUUAUUUAUUUUUUUUAAAUGUUUCCAGGUGUUAAAGGAGCCAAGCUGGCUUUGUCUCCGAGUAGCAAGGUGUGUGGGGGGGGAAUUGGGUGUACAUUUUAUCCUUGAUCCCUCAAGACUAAAGAUGAUGACAAAAAAAAAAAUCUUUGCACUGUAUUUGAAUGUAAAAUUACCUCUUCAUGUUAAAUAAAAACGAAGUAUGCACUAAA